AUGGUUUCUUUCAGACUCGUACAACUUGUGACAAUCGUCAUCUGCAUAUACGCUUGCAUGGAUACCCAAGCUCAAGUUACCACUGGUGCUUUGAAACUCAACGAGGCACCUUCGAAGGCUCCUCCACAGUUGGGAAUAAACGCGGGCAAUAAAACCAAUGGGGCUAACACCGCCCCGAAAACCAAUCAAGCUCCCGUACUGCCUGGUGCCAAGCAACCAGGCCAAACCCCUUCAAAACCAACAAACACUUCAAAUCAGAAGUUACAACAGGCCACCAAGCCGAGUGGGCCGGAGAGCUCGAAACCCAAGGCAGCCACCGGGGCUGUUAGUCCUGGCAAGAAUCCAAGCCAGAGCGAAGACGACAAAAAGCCAGCUGGAGCCGAAGGACUCGUCAAACGAGAAGUUUAUUCACCCCGAAACUUUCUCUGGAAGCGCUCAGAUUUCCCAGCGAUCGAAAAUCACCCAAUUUCUCCCAAAGAAGAUAAGUCCAUGAAGAAACACGAUAGUCAUCCGGGCUCGAGCUCCGGAGAUGAAAACCACAAGGUAGGAAAAACAAAUGCCAGCCUAAGCGGCGGCGGUGUCAAUACUAAAUCGGGCGACAAGAAUCAUUCAAGCGAAGGGAAUGUAGAUAAGAAGCUGGAUGGAUUUAGCGGUGGCCUCAAGAGACGCAAAAUGAUGUCUAAGAUGGGUGGAGGCGGCAUGCCUUCCAUGGGCGGGGGCGGAAUGCCUGGAGGUGGCGGCGGAGGCUUAAAAUCAAUGAUGGGCGGAGCCGGCGGAGGUAUGCCUUCCAUGGGCGGCGGUGGAAUGCCUGGCGGCGGUGGUGGUGGAGGCUUGAAAUCAAUGAUGGGUGGAGCCGGUGGAGGUUCUCCCGGUGGCGGUAUGCCUUCCAAGGGCGGCGGUGGAGGUUUGAAAUCAAUGAUGGGUGGAGCCGGCGGAGGCUCGCCUGGUGGCGGAAUGGGGGGCUUGAAAUCGAUGACGGACGGUGCCGGCGGCGGAGGUGCAUAA
Messenger RNA from Puccinia graminis f. sp. tritici CRL 75-36-700-3, 1005 nucleotides. RefSeq lists its product as uncharacterized. The transcript has 2 exons. The record is from RefSeq and is a predicted model, not a curated record. Bases 1 to 1005 code for a protein of 334 amino acids. Lineage: Eukaryota; Fungi; Basidiomycota; Pucciniomycetes; Pucciniales; Pucciniaceae.